AUGGACGGCGCACCUGUACCAUCGUCCUCGCGACAACGGCCCUCCUCGCGCCCUACAACACCCCUACGUCCCAGCUCACGCUCGUCGCUACGAGAAGCUCAUGGAUAUGGCCAUAGCAUCAGUGCCUCGGGAUACAACCAACCUGCCAUUAAUGCCCUGGAGCCUCAGUUUGCGGAGCUCGCCGACUCCAUGGCAGACUUGGAGGCCAAUUUCAUGCACCUACAGCUGAUGCACGAGAGUUUGACUCGGUUCAGUGAGAGCUUCGCCAGCUUUCUCUACGGAUUGAAUAUGAACGCCUUCUGCGUGGAUUUCCCCGAGGCUCCGAUUUCCGAUUCAUUCAAGCGAGCUAAGCAGGCGGAGGCACAAAAAGAAGCAGAAGAAUCCGAAGCUGCCCGUCCAGCCGAUGACGGCGAGAUGACUUUCUUAACUACGGACACAUCUUUUGUCGAGCACCCACCGAGCACCAUCUCCUCUAAACCGACAUCGAAAUACUCAACGAGAGGCACAACACGAGGCACAACGCGAGGGACCACCAGGGGCGCGGUUCGUGGCACAACGCGCGGCUCUACGACAAGUCGAUAUGCAACUCGAGGGUCAUCUACGCGCGGCCGGGAGAGUGCGCUGCCGCGGGGACGAGGCACGCGAUGA
Messenger RNA from Penicillium waksmanii, 648 nucleotides. RefSeq names its product DASH complex subunit DAM1. The transcript is spliced from 4 exons. Bases 1 to 648 code for a protein of 215 amino acids. The record is from RefSeq and is a predicted model, not a curated record. Gene Ontology annotation, cellular component: mitotic spindle pole body; DASH complex; mitotic spindle. Gene Ontology annotation, biological process: mitotic sister chromatid biorientation. NCBI's taxonomy places the organism in Eukaryota, Fungi, Ascomycota, Eurotiomycetes, Eurotiales, Aspergillaceae.